Messenger RNA from Schistosoma rodhaini, 2666 nucleotides. The record is from the annotation of a GenBank genome assembly. Lineage: Eukaryota; Metazoa; Platyhelminthes; Trematoda; Strigeidida; Schistosomatidae.
GUUCGUUUGAUUGACACAGAAUCACAUUAUCUUCUUCACACACACACACACACUAUUGAUACUACUUAUUAUUGUAAUAGAGAACAUUAACAUUACAAUUGUGAACAGUGAUUGUUCAUUACGAUUCAUCACUUGGAUGUGAUGUGGAAUACACAAGGAAUAAAUCAAUCAUAUUGAAUAGAAAGCAUCAAAGUAACCACUUCCAAAUACCACUCCACUGACAUUCACAUUCACGGAAUUUUUGCAAACUCACUAUUCACUCGUUUCUUAUAUCAUGUCAUGUAAUAAUACACUUCCAUCAAACAUCUUCUCCAAUCAUCAUCAAUUCAUGCAAAUGUAUGAUAGUCACGAUGAUAACAUUAAUAAUCAUAAUAAUAACAUUACCCAUUCAACAUCCAACUGGUUUAUACCACAAACUACACAAAUGAUCUCAUCGGUAUUACCCAUUCCCAAUUCUACCUUUUCUACAUCUCUGAUUCACACCAUGGAUAAUCACAGUUAUUCUCAUUCAUGUUCCUUGCAAACAGAUCCAUUCAGUCUACCAUUCGAAACAUCACCUCUUCAUCCAAAUACUAUUCAUCAUUACAAUGAGAAUUAUAAUCGACAUCUUCAUUCUGGUGUACAACAGUACAACUCCUUGUUCAAUCCAUAUCACAAUUACAUCAAUCGAUGGAACAAUGUACAGAUGAAUAAUGUCAAUCCUCCUGUAGAAGAUGCCACACUGAAUGUGACCAAAACGAUGAGAUUACAUCGUAAUCAUCAUUCACAACGUCGUCAACAUCAUCGUCAUCAUAACAAUCACCAUCGCCAUAACCAUCAACAACUACAACAACAACAACAGUUCCAGUCUCACAAUAUCAAACCAUGUGAUCUGAUCACAGAAGAUGAACCGAAACCGAAUUUCAGUUAUAUUGGAUUGAUUGCAAAGGCCAUACUCAGUACACAAGAAAGACGAAUGAUAUUAUCGGAUAUCUAUCAAUGGAUUCAACUACGUUAUCCAUAUUUCAGUACACGUGGACCAGGAUGGCGUAAUUCCAUUCGACACAAUUUGUCAUUGAAUGAUUGUUUCAUUAAAGUUGGUAGAGCUGCAAAUGGGAAAGGACAUUAUUGGGGAAUUCAUCCAGCCAACUUGAAAGACUUUCUCAGUGGUGAUUUCAGAAGACGUAGAGCACAACGCAAAGUACGUCGUGCGUUAGGAUUGAGUCGACCUGACGAUAAAAUUGAUGAUGAUGAUGAUGACGAUGAUGGUGAAUUUGGUGUUGGUGGUGAUGGUGAAGGUGAUUGUGGUGACGAUGUUAGUGGUAAUCGAGGUUUUGACCAUGACUCACCACCACUCAAUCAUCCACUCAAUCAUCCAUUCAUUCCACAACUCUUCCAAUGUCUACAUCCACAUAUACCCACAUAUCAACUGAUCAGCUCAGCAGUCACACCGAAUUCAUCUACAACACUCACAGCACACAAACACACAUUCAAUACUAAAUCAUCUAAUCGACUAAAUACAUCAAUACCACUCACAAACACAAACAUAUUUACACUUGAUCAAUUGACCGAUUCUACAAACAACCAAUACACAAACAAUUCAUCAAACAUCACAUCCCCUCUCCCAUUCAAUACAUCACCUGUCCCACACAUUUACAGUUCACACCUACUACCUCACCAAACAUCGAUGAAUGCAUCAUCAACAAGUCGAAUGAGCUAUUCCAAUGAAUUCAAACAAUCAACCCAAUCAGUGAACACCGCCAAUCAACUAUGGAAAUCGAGUUGCAUCAAUGACACAUUGAUGGAUCUCUUCUACAUCAAUUUGGUGCAUUUACUCAAAAAUCAUCAUUCAUCCGCUCAAACUGACAUGAAUGAUACAUGCACAUCAGACGAGUCUCUAUUAUUGGUUCCACAUUCAACUGCAAUUAACACUCAUUCUACCACUACCACUACUACUACUACUACUACUACUACUACUACUACUACUACUACUACUACUACUACUACCACUACUACUACCAAUAAUAAUAAUAAAAAUAAUAAUAAUAAUAAUAAUAACAAUAAUACACAUACGCCCACUACUACUAAUACUAAUACUACCAGUAACACUACUCAUACAACGAAUACUGGGAUUCCUGUCAGUAUUCCUAUCACUGAUCAUAAACCAGUUAACUGUCAAAAUGUAAAUUCAUCAGGUUCUUCACUCGAUCCUGUGUUCCCCAAAUCUCAUCCACUCUCCACUCAACAUCCAGUCAAUGUUAGUUUCAAUGUGAUCAACUUGAUUGAUCAUAAACUCAAUCAUCACAGUGAUGCUCAUCAUGAUCAUAUUGAUGAUGAUCAUGAUGAUGAGGGUGAUGAUGAGGGUGUUGUAAAUAAUGGUGGUCAAACCUCCAAACUGGUGACUUCAACAACAUUCACAAUCAAUCAAUCAGUGGAUCAAACAUUAUCCAGUUCAAAUGUAUCUGAUUCAUUUCAUAGUUUAGAUAAUCCAUUAGAUUAUACAUUAUGUAAAUAAACAAUUUGAUAGUGUUCACUAUUUUGCAUUGUGUACAAACUUUUUUUAAAUUAUUUUUCUUUACUGUUUUAGUAUCGAUUAUUCAUCGAUUUAUAUUAAUUGAUCAUUUGUAUCCGAUGGAAACGACUGUUCAUUAUUGACAAAUAACAUUUUAUAUAGUUGAGAUCAUGAA